Messenger RNA from Papilio xuthus (Asian swallowtail), 1205 nucleotides. RefSeq names its product TBC1 domain family member 5. Lineage: Eukaryota; Metazoa; Arthropoda; Insecta; Lepidoptera; Papilionidae. Gene Ontology annotation, biological process: activation of GTPase activity. The coding region runs from base 39 to 1190 and encodes 383 amino acids. The record is from RefSeq and is a predicted model, not a curated record. Gene Ontology annotation, molecular function: GTPase activator activity. The transcript is spliced from 11 exons.
UUUAUUUACAAAAGUGCGCUAUGCUUAUUUAAUACAAUAUGGAGUCAAACAACAUCGAUUUUUCAACUGGUUCGCCGCCAAAUAAUCACGUUGAAGCUACAGAUUACGAUUUACAUUUUGCAACAUGGAGUAUGGAAUAUUUGAAGAAUGCCGCAAUGCAGCUGCAGCUAGUGAGGCCAAGGAGCUUAGCUUGGGCCAUCAUGUUGAAGGCCCUUCCUUCACCUUCUAGUGAUAUUAUAACCAGUAUUAAAGCACAUAGGAACUUUUAUAUUGACCUAAGAGAUAAGUUGUCUAUGGACCCGCGCGCCGUCAUAGACGAUGAUCCACUCUCACAGAAUGAUGAGAGUGCAUGGAAACAACACUUCUGUGAUAAUGAGCUGAAGGCUCUUAUAUUACAGGAUGUUGUUCGAACUUAUCCAGAAGAAGUAUACUUUAGAGAUAAAGAUGUUCAGGAUUUAAUGGUGCGUGUUCUAUUUUUCUGGGCCAGAUCUCACUCGGUGGGAUACAGACAAGGUAUGCAUGAAAUACUGGCCCCCUUACUAUUUGAGUUACACGGAGAUAGGAAAUACGCACCAGAUGAUAUCAGUGAUACACUCAAAUGUUAUUUAGACAAGGAAUAUUUGGAACAUGAUAGUCACAUGUUGUUCAACGCAGUAAUGAAAGGUGUGGAGAGGUUCUACACAACGGGAGAUGUGGUGCCCAGCUCCAGCGGCAGACUGCCCACCUCCACAUCUGUACAUAGUCAAAAUGAAGUGGUGCGAUAUCUGGAGAGAGUGAAGGAUGAGUACUUAGCGCCAUUAGACAAUGAGUUGGCCACACAUUUGGCCAAAUGCAAUAUAUCAAUGGAACUAUUUGGAAUUCGGUGGCUGCGGCUGCUGUUCGGGCGAGAGUUCCCGCGCUGCGAGAUCCCGCACCUAUGGGGCUUCAUCUUCGCAGACGGACCUGUGCUGCCCAACCUGCACUACAUCAUUGUCGCCUUGCUCAUCUCUAUGAAGCCCUCGCUGAUGGAGGCGGAGAGUGGUGCGGCGCUGUCAGCGCUGAUGCGACCUGCGCGUGCGCCGGUAGCGUACGUGUGCGCGCUCGCGCUGCAUCUGCGCCGCCCACAUCUGCCGCGACCCGCCACGCCCCCGCAACCGCCCUCCCCGCCCACCACACCGCACACCUCGCACACAUCGCACACAUACGUGUAAGUAUAUUCACUGCCU